Messenger RNA from Lolium rigidum, 1300 nucleotides. Its product is annotated as LEAF RUST 10 DISEASE-RESISTANCE LOCUS RECEPTOR-LIKE PROTEIN KINASE-like 2.2. NCBI's taxonomy places the organism in Eukaryota, Viridiplantae, Streptophyta, Magnoliopsida, Poales, Poaceae. Gene Ontology annotation, molecular function: protein kinase activity; ATP binding. Gene Ontology annotation, biological process: protein phosphorylation. The coding region runs from base 13 to 1296 and encodes 427 amino acids. The record is from RefSeq and is a predicted model, not a curated record. The transcript has 2 exons.
GGAUCGGUCAACAUGGCGCUUAGCAGUGGCAUCCUUGCCCUAUCAAUCAUUGGAGUGCUCGUGACUGGUAUUGUGACAGUGGUUGCCACAAUUGCGAUCUACCUAUGCGCCAAGGUCGCCGUGCAAGUGUAUUUGCGGCAGGACGGCAGCAAUGGCGCUGAACGGGAUGCCACGCCCUUCAAUGGAGGAGCCGGCGGCAACACGGCGAGAGACGUGGACGAGGCCGAAGUCGAGAUGGGGACCAUGAGCUUCUUCAUCGAGGGCGUCCAGAACGAGCGUCCCGUGCGGUUCAGCUCGACCCAGCUGCGGGGCUUCACCCAGGGCUUCUCGCACAGGGUCGGCUCCGGCGGGUUCGGCGUGGUGUACAAGGGCAGGUUCCCCAACGGCGCGCCGGUGGCCGUGAAGGUGCUCAACAGCACGCUCGGGAGGCGCGCUGAGGAGCAGUUCAUGGCGGAGGUGGGCACCAUCGGGAGGACCUACCACAUCAACCUCGUCCGCCUGUACGGCUUCUGCUUCGACGCGUCGGUCAAGGCGCUGGUGUACGAGUACAUGGAGAACGGCUCGCUUGACCGGCACCUCUUCGGGUCGACGCCGGAGACGGCCAUCGGAUCCGGCAAGCUGCAUGAGAUCGCCGUCGGGACGGGCAAGGCGGUGCGGUACCUCCACGAGGAGUGCCAGCACCGGAUCAUCCACUACGACAUCAAGCCGGAGAACGUGCUCCUGGGCGCCGGCAUGGCGCCCAAGGUAUCCGACUUCGGGCUGGCCAAGCUGUGCGACAGGGAGGACACCCACCUGACGAUCACGGGCGCGCGGGGCACGCCCGGGUACGCGGCGCCGGAGCUGUGGCUGCCGCUGCCGGUGACGCACAAGUGCGACGUGUACAGCUACGGGAUGCUGCUGUUCGAGAUGCUGGGGAGGCGGCGGAACCUGGAGCUGGGGCUGCACGGCCGCCAUGAGAGCCAGGAGUGGUACCCGAGGUGGGUGUGGCACCGGUUCGAGGCCGGCGACAUGGACGCCGUGCUGGCGCGCGCCAUGGCGGCGGGGGACGUGGACGACAUGGAGAAGGCCGCGAGGAUGUGCAAGGUGGCGCUGUGGUGCGUGCAGUACCGGCCGGAGGACAGGCCGUCCAUGGGCAACGUCGUUCGGAUGCUGGAGGGGGAGGAAGACAUCGCCACUCCCGGUAACCCGUUCGCCCACAUGGCGCCCUACAGCGCCGGCGCAAUGCUGUCCGAUGACACAACAACGGAAUCGAACGCUUCUUCAGAUUUUAUCGGCAGGGUACCUGGAUUACGCUGAUGCG